CACAUGCGCUAUGAGUUUUGCGUAGAAUGCAGUGUAUGUGCAUCUGAGAACUGCCAGGAACACGGUAGGACUGGCUGCGGGGAUCAGGACUGUGUUCACGUGUUGAAGUGCGUCCAUGGUGGUGAGACGCCGUACCGAUGUGAUCGAGUGUUUGGAGACGGGUUCUACCUCCCUGGUCUGACGCGAUGGUUCAAGGAUGAAGUAGAAACUCAGGACUAUGGCAUUGAGUGUUGUGGGAUAAUGAUCGAUGGUGAAAGCGACAUGGAAGUGUUGAAAGACGUGGUUGAACAGCACAAGCAAGAAAUCAUCAAUGAGGUGGCGGGCGCAAGCUGUUCCAAGAACUUACAGUCCUCCAAGAUAGAAAGACGUUACUAUCUUGACUUGACUGUGACGAGAAUGGGAACAAUAGGAGCAGAUACAUUGCGAAUCUACUGUUGAAAGGCAAACACAUUCUUCAGUCGCCGCUUACUAGUCUCUCUCGUUGGAAUAGAGGAUAUUGCUUGCAUUCUAACAACCAGCCGUAAACCGGAAGCCUGAAAAUCAGUCGCUCGAUGUCUUACAGAGGAGACGUUGAUCGAAAGCUGUGUUCAUGAUUACCGCGAUACCUUAGAGCAGUGUACUCAGGUUUUACUUGCGUGGACACGCAAAUAGGGACGAGGAGCAACUCUGCAUCGAGUAUUCAAUGCUCUGAGACGGUGGCAAGAAUAGCAGAAAAUGCAAGACGUUGCCUAAUCACUUAGCUAUGAAAAACUCGCAAGGGUUGUGACUGGAGAAGCCAAAAAAAAACGUAGUAGAACUCCAAUAACUCGAUCUCGAAGAUCUCAAAUUCGUGAGACUGAACGGGGUUUAAUUGUAUAAGACGAUAAUUCAUCAAAAUCAUGUAAAAGUACUUGACAAGUAAUGUGGGUACUUGAAUUUUCGGAAAUUUUGAAAGUUUCAUUUUUUGAUAGCUCGUUUUCCGUAUAGCUAUCUGAUCCAUGGAGAGAGGGGACUAGGUAUAGUUGUCUAGGUAGGAUAGCUUGCCCCACAUUCAAUAUAUAGCGAACCAAUCAAACUAGAACUGAUACUUACAGGUCCUUGCUCUCAAACCUCUCAUAAUCAUUGUGUAGGUCCAGAUAAUAUCCAUACCCCCAUCUGAACCCCCAUCUCUCUGGAAUUUCCAACCCCUUGGAAAAAAAUAAUACAGUAACUGUUAAGUAAAAAGGGCAUUUUACCCACCCCCCCUCCCCUCUGGAAAUUCCUGGGCGGUUAUUCCCCCCCCCCCGGAAUUUCGAAUACCCUCAAUGGGGGAGGGGGUAUGGAGGUAGGUUUCUGGAACUAUACAUUCUGUGAAAAAAAAACGUUAUAUUCAUCCGGGACCUUUGUCUUUUGAGCUGAUCAACUGGACGUUGAAGUCGUAGGUAGGCCGCCUAUUGGAAUUUAUGUAUAUUACUAUUUUUUUAUUAAAAUGUAGUUAGUCUG
Molecule: messenger RNA, 1461 nt
Organism: Nematostella vectensis (starlet sea anemone)
Lineage: Eukaryota; Metazoa; Cnidaria; Anthozoa; Actiniaria; Edwardsiidae
Exons: 3
Coding region: 4-438 (144 amino acids)
Source: RefSeq, a predicted model, not a curated record